Camelina sativa (false flax) is the source of this 1060-nucleotide messenger RNA. Its product is annotated as CRIB domain-containing protein RIC6-like. The record is from RefSeq and is a predicted model, not a curated record. Lineage: Eukaryota; Viridiplantae; Streptophyta; Magnoliopsida; Brassicales; Brassicaceae.
UUUUGUUUCUUCGAUUGAUGUCUUAUUUUUUUUCUCUCCUUACGUCUGAGGAUUUUGUAGGUGAUUUAAAAAAAAAAAAUUGUUUACCUAUCCUUUUCUUACGUUUUCCAAUCCGUUAUCUUUUAUAGAAGACUCUGCACAAAGAUAAACCUGCAAUUUUGGAGAUAAAUAUUGUUUCUCUCUGAACAAUAUUUUGUGCUAUAAAUUAAAGGUGAUUUUUCUUUAACAUGAUUUUUUACCAAUCAUCUUGUUUUCCUCGAUUUUUUUAGUGUCAUCAACUUCUGUUAUGGGAAAAGUGAGUUUUGAAAAACUAGUUUUCCGGGAUAAGUUUUGUUCUUGGAUGAAAUAAUUAAAGAAAAAAAAAACUGUCUACCUAAAAAGAGAUCUAUGCAACUCGCAAUGUCAAGCUCCAAGAUGAAAAGCCUCUUAAAAGGGCUCCGAUACAUUUCUCAAGUAUUUGAAAGUGAAAAAGAAGAAGAAAUACAAAUCGGAAAUCCAACGGAUGUAAAGCAUGUUGCACAUAUCGGUUGGGAUGGACCAUCCGCUAAUGCCACCGCACCAAGCUGGAUGACUGAGUUCAAAACUGGCGAGGGGUUCGAGGCCUGUGAAGGAGGGGGAGAAGACGAUUCCUCCGUGAAAUGUACGUCGGAAUAUGGUGGUCGGUCCAAAGAUUUACCAAAAGUACCAAAAUCUACGAGGAAAACAGUGUCGGAGAAAGGUUCUCCGACAAAGGAAAAAUCAGCGGACAAAACUAAACGCCGGUCUUCGAACAAAGGCACAUCGUCAUCGUCAAGGAGACCGAAGGAAGCGUCUGAGCAAGAAGACCUUUCUUCAUGGCCUCGUGGAUUACCGGAAAUUCCAAAGAAGUCGAGGAGGAAGAAGAAGUCGACGAAAGAAACCGUUAACGGAGGUUCAUCAAGAUCGACAAGAAGAUAUGAUGUGGACAACAUGUCGGAAUAUAUGUCUGAUACUGGUUCGGUGAGAUCUAUGCCACAAUUCGACAAUAGAGAUGAUUUUUGAAAAAGAGAGACUUUGCUCUGGUCCACAUGGCUAAUUUUAU